AGCUUAACUUAUCACAAACAAUUUUGCAAAGUCAAGAAAGCUCGGUAAGACACUGAAGAAAUCUAUGAUACAAAACUGCAAAAGGCAGAAUAAACAUACACGCUGAGUAUGGGUGAAACAUUCUACAAAGACCCUUACGGCAGGGGAACGUAUUCAUGGCCACCCCGAAUCCCCAGAAGAACAAUCACCAUUGCUUUCCUUUCCACCCUUGGCGUUGCAGGCGUGGGAUGGCUGUUGUUCAGCCAGGAGCCGUUCGCGUCGAAGCUCGAACCCUUGACGUCGGAAAUGAAAAAAUUGAUGAGAGGGACAAAACCUCCCACCGUGCCGACCGAGAAAGAUGGCGUCAUUGCGGUCGAGGGACCGGUUGUGCCAUCGCAUCCCAAGUCGAGAACUCUGUCGGCAACCGGCAUACCCCGUGGCCAGGCCGAGGGUCGAAAUAUUCAGGGCGUUAAGCGCUGAAUUGGCCUUCUCAAUUGGAUUAGUUUUGUAGUCCACAAUGUUUGGGCCAUUAGUUUUUGGUGUGCUCUAUAGUAGUUUUUGUAGUAUAGGACCUCAUGUUUGUUUUUAUGAGACUUCAUCAAGACUUAAUUUUAUUAUGCAUUUUCAAGAGGUUUUGAGUAAUUUUGAUCAGAACCUUUUGUGAUUUUUGUGUUAA
Cryptomeria japonica (Japanese cedar) is the source of this 655-nucleotide messenger RNA. RefSeq lists its product as uncharacterized. The record is from RefSeq and is a predicted model, not a curated record. The coding region runs from base 109 to 459 and encodes 116 amino acids. NCBI's taxonomy places the organism in Eukaryota, Viridiplantae, Streptophyta, Pinopsida, Cupressales, Cupressaceae. The transcript has 2 exons.